This is a messenger RNA of Seriola dumerili (greater amberjack), 5565 nucleotides long. It is a transcript of the gene pcdh12, whose product is annotated as protocadherin 12. Lineage: Eukaryota; Metazoa; Chordata; Actinopteri; Carangiformes; Carangidae. Gene Ontology annotation, molecular function: calcium ion binding. Gene Ontology annotation, biological process: homophilic cell-cell adhesion. The coding region runs from base 416 to 3949 and encodes 1177 amino acids. The transcript is spliced from 5 exons. Gene Ontology annotation, cellular component: plasma membrane. The record is from RefSeq and is a predicted model, not a curated record.
GGAGGAGGAGGAACUGAGCGGCUGGACGCCAGCAGCAGCGUGAGUGAGUAACAGCACCAGGCAGAGAGAGGCUGAGUGUGUGAAGAGAGAGAGAGGAUGAUAUCUUAAUUAUAGGCUUCUAUAAUUGUAUCCUGACCAAACUGAAGGUUUUUUUUCUCGAGGUAUUUGCUUUACAAACAGUUGUAUUUACUCGUUUGGUCGUGGUUGUUUGUUUUUUAAAGAAGAAACUAAAUUAUUUUGAAGAAAAACUGGAACGUUUUAUCUGAUGUUUAACACACAGACUUUUUUAUUUCAACAACACAGUUUUAAAGUUAUUUUAAAUUUUAAAGUUCAUAUUUUUCUUCAUAUUACUGAGCAGUGAUUUUUAGAAAUGUCAGUUUAGACAGUCGACAGGAGAUUAUUUUUACUUCACUUCAUGAUGCUGCUGGCUCUGCUCCUGGUUCUGAGUCUUUGCUCCGAGGCUCGAUCCUCCGAGCCGUCAUCAAUAACUAUCCAGUACCGGGUUUGGGAGGAGCAGCCGGCGGGAACUCAGGUCGGCCGGCUGGUGGACGACCUGCGUCAGAGGGACGAAGGUGGUCCUCUGGAGGAUUUCCAGGUGGUGGAACACGGGAAGGCCCUUCCCUUCUCCGUCAGCACUCGAAAUGGGGUCGUCUCCACCCAAGGCCGGCUGGAUAGGGAGGAGCUGUGCCGAGGGUCAGACCUGUGCGAGGUGGCCUUCAGCGUCCUCUACAGGAAAAGCGGCGCUGUGAACUGCCUGAGGGUUCGUGUGGAAGUGAUGGACCUGAACGACCACAGUCCCAGCUUCCCCGGUCCUCUGCAGGAGGUGGAGAUCUCUGAGACAGCCAGCCUCAGAAUGAGAAUCCCUCUAGACCGGGCGGUGGAUCCGGACGCGGGGCCCAACAGCCUCCAGACUUACUCGCUGUCCGUCAAUCAACACUUCGCCCUGGAUGUGACCGUGGGUCCAGAUGGGACAAAACAGGCAGAGCUGGUGGUUAUUAAAGAACUGGAUCGGGAGCUUCAGACCUCCUUCAACCUCACCCUGGUGGCAUGGGAUAAAGGGAACCCCCCCAGAUCUGGGAGCACAUUAGUCCGGGUUAACAUUCAGGACUCGAACGAUAACAGCCCAACGUUUGAGGACAGCAGUCCCACCGUGGAGCUACCUGAGGACACAACCCGGGGGACAACCAUCAUCAACCUCAAGGCCACGGACCCCGACCAGGGAGCCAAUGGGGAGGUGGAGUAUUCGCUCAGUAAGCACACACGUCCAGAGGUUCAGAGGCUCUUCUACGUGGAUCCACAAAAUGGAGCCGUGAGUCUCAGAGCGCCCCUGGACUUUGAGGCCCACUCCUCUUAUGAAGUGAUCGUACAGGCCCGAGAUCGCGGGCCCAACGCCAUCCCCUCGCACUGCAAACUGCACGUCAAGCUCAAAGACGUUAACGACAACGCGCCGCGGAUACACAUGACCUGGACUCCGCCCAACUCACCUGUGGCGACUGUGCUGGAGGGAGCGCAGGAGGACACGUUUCUGGCUCUGGUGAUGGUCUCCGAUGCAGAUUCAGGAGAAAACGGCAAAGUGAGAGCGCACAUUCAGCACGGAUCCGGCCCUUUCCGCCUCAAACGGAUCCACGGUGACAAUUACAUGAUCGUAACCAACGGCAGCCUGGACAGAGAGAAGGUUAUGCAGUAUAACAUCACGGUCCUGGCCCAGGAUUAUGGAGAUCCUCCGCUGUCUUGUAUUAAACACCUACCUGUCCAUGUUCUGGAUGAGAAUGACAAUGCCCCAGUGUUCUCCACCUCCCUCUAUAAGACUUCCUUCAAGGAGAACAAUGUCGCGGGCUACCACGCUCUCAAAGUGGAAGCCCACGACGUUGACCUGGAGCUCAGUGGAAGAGUUUCCUACUUCAUACCCAACUCCAAUGACAUGGAAACUGACACACAGUCUUUUUCCAUCCAUCCAACUAGUGGUGUCAUAAGCAUCCGGCGCCCUUUGGACUACGAGGAAUCGCGCACCUACUCCUUUAUCGUGGAGGCCGUCGACCACGGUCACCCGCCCCUCACCAGCACCGCGACCGUCCAGGUUGACGUCGAGGAUGUGAAUGACAACUACCCGGUCAUCAAGGAUCCGAAACCCAGGAAGGGUGUGGCCUCUUUGAGCGUACCCGUUGAUGCAGAGAAGGGGGAGAUUGUGACCGAGCUGGGGAACGACAUGGAGGAGGCAUCGACCGCUCUUCCCAUGAAUCACCCGAUCAGAGACGGACUCGUUGGGUUCCUCGCUUCCACCAUAAAGGCUGAAGACCCGGACUCGGGGCCCAAUGGAGAGCUGAAAUACCUGAUUACUGAUGGAAACCCCGACGGACUCUUCUGGUUGGACGAGGCUACAGGCCAGCUGUUUGUUAACACCACCAAUGCUACUGAGCUCAUCGGGAAAACCUUUAAGGUGGACGUCGCUGUAUCUGACAUGGGCACGCCCAGCCUGGUCACCGAGGUAACCCUGGAGGUGAGUUUCAUCAACCUCAAGGACCAUCUGAAGAACUCAUCACCUGGGAACCGCGGUCAGCUGAGCUUCACCAUGAUGAUGGCGAUCUGCCUGGGCGCUACGUGCCUGCUACUUCUGUUGGCCAUCGCUUUGGUGACGACGUUCUGCCGCCCCGAGAAACGGGACAACCGGGCUUACAACUGCAGACAGGCUGAAUCGACCUACACCCGCCAUCCCCGGCGCCCACAGAAGAACAUCAGAAAGUCAGACAUUCAGCUGAUUCCCGUCAUCCGGGGACGAAAGGAGGAGCUUUCUGAGGACGAGAGUGAAUCUCAGCCACUGGCUCCGCCUCCAAUAAUGUCAGAGGAUGUACAAACUGAGAGACAAUACACCUUAACUCAAUCAGCCAUGAACACGAGCUUCCAUUCUCAAGGUUACCCAGAGGGUGAUCCCGCUCAAACUGUCACCCAUCACUGCAGAACCCUUCGGAAACCCGGGAACAUUGAACUUGACGGCUCCUUGCCUCUGACUCCCGCCACGUCUUACCGGACUCUUCGGAAAGCCAGGAACCCGUCGUCGUCCUCUUCGCUUUCACAUUCGAGUACCUUAAAGCGCCAGGGUCACCCAGAGGGGGAAGGGGAGGAGCCUGCAUGUUCCGGAUCCCAGGCAACUCUCAGGAGGCCGAAGACCUCGGAGGGACGAGGCGGCCAAGACGCAGAACACCGGCAGAUGCUUCGAAACCUGGUCCGACUGUCCAUGGCUGCGUUUGGAGACUCCAUCGAGCUUUCCUCGGCUUCCCCAGAGGUGCAGCAGAUCUCCCAGCUCCUUUCCCUCCUCCGGCAGGGUCAGCUGCAGCCAAGGCCAAACUUCCGGGGGAACAAAUAUUCUCAUCGCAGAUAUGGAGGCCAGGACUGUUCUGAUUGGCAGAGCACCAAAGACAGUGGACACGGUGAAAGCGAGGCUGGAGAUGUGGACUGGGAACCAGGAAGAGACUCACCCAUAGACCCACAGCUGGAGGAGGGGCUCAACAACCUGCUCAACAACACUGAUGACGUCUUCUCGGAGGUCAACGACCCGGCCUGGAUGGCCAGACUCUCUCUCCCGCUCACUGGCGAUUACCACGACAACGUUUUUGUCCCCAAUGGGCCUCCGUCCCCAGAAACUGAGCUCCUUCCCCGGGACGCCCUGGACUCCUCGUCCUUCUCCACCUUUGGUAAAACUCCAGAGAAGGACGGCCCACUGGGCGGGACCCUCCUGUCUGAGGUCAGCACGCUGUUUGAGAUGCUGAUGACGCAGAAGGCCGACGCCCACCCCGGCCCUCGCCCGGACGUCCUGUACCGACUGUCUGCGGCGUACCGGCGCUCGCUGGGCCUGGACGGCGCCGCCACACCUGCAGCAGGCAACGCAGCGAGGAACUCUGGGAACACUGAGAAGAGGUCGGGCCCGGCUGCACCAUCAGGACGUUAUCAAUAAAUCUGUUCACUGAGCACCAGAAGAGACUGACAGCUCGGAACAGGAAGUGAACUGUUGGAAACUGUUUCAAUGAUUGUGAUUGAAAAGACUGAAACUGUAAAUAAUGAUAAAUAACAAUGAAAACGUAAACGUACAGGAUGUGUCACUUUCAACGCGUCUUGUGUCGAUACAGUGACGAGACUGGCGACUCCGACCAGGAUAAAAAGAUGUUGGUGUGGUUGAGCAGAGGUUGGUGAGAAUCAGCAAAACAAAAGGUAGAGAAACUGAAGAGCGGAUAGAUGUCACGAGUAGAGAUGAAACAUCACCGGGGUCCCACUAUGCCCCACCAUUAGUAUUACCGUUUAAGUUUUAAUUAUCACUAUAACCUUGGCUGAUUAACAUGGUUAAUUACUGCGGUUAAUUUGAGUCACGUUAGGUUCUGUACGGCAUCAACCAGCAACAGUCUCCCAGACGCUUGCAUGGCGAGCAACGUGGGUUUGUUUGUGUCGGGAAGACGGCGACAGUGCCGGACGAGAGCUGUGAUGUCAUCACACCUAGUCAGAUGUGUUGGACAUGUUUCUAUUUUAAUGAUUUAUUACUUUUUCAACAUUUUCCGCGAUAAUUCUGAUCACUAUAAUCGUGACACUACAUUUCUCUACUGUCUCAUGUCUAGUCAUGACACAGACAGACAACAGCUAAAGCUACAGAGAGCGACAGACGAUCUGAAGUGUUGGUUUAUACACUGAGUGACUUAUGAGGGAAUGAGGAGCAGGUGCACAGGUGUGUGUGGGGGAUCAGGUGACCAGAGGUGGUGAGGCAGCUACUGGACAGGUGGAGGAGGACGGGAGAGGUUGGUGAAGACGUCUGCAGUUGUUGAGCGUCCGUACACCGGUUCAUGAAUAUACUGUAGGUGUGUUGAAAAUGACAGAUCCUGUUAUUGACAUGGUGCUACAGCAUCAGGUGCUUCGAUUCAGGUUUUAAUCAACAGUAAAUGACUGGAAUCAAACAUCUGUUUGUUCCAGGAUAUUUACUCUGAAAAACAAGAAGGACAAAAAACAAAAAACACAGACAAUGAUUUGAUAGAAAAACAGGAAGUGAAGGGAGGAACUGAGCAGGAACUUCAAUAACAAAAAGAAUUUGUCUUAAACAGUGAAUCCAAACACUGGAAAUGUUUGUGGCUUCCUUGUUUCAGAUUAUCUCUCACCUGAAAUCACUGAACCUUUGUCUCCAUGUUUCCUAAUAAAGCUAAAUAAACCUCACUGUCGUUCAGACUUCGGUCGGCGGAGAGUGAGCCAGCGACCAGGGGGAAAUGUCUCUUUGUCUUUUUUUGUUUUUGCUCAAGACUAAACAACAACACAGAGCUGAAUGAAGGGAAGAGAAAGUGUUUGUUGUCUGAACUUCCUGUGUCCAGCAGCUCUGAAGUCAAAUAUUGGAAUAUUCCUGUGUAGGUAAGUUUAUUCAGGAUGUUGAAUUAUUCAGUUUGUCUCUUAAAUUAUUGGUUUAACUUCCAUCCAAAGUUUUUCUUAGUUGUAGUUUUCUUGACUGUAAUUUGGAAACCAGAUGAACAGCACUUUGUACAAAGUCUUUUGUAAAACCUUUGAAAAAAAAAAAAAAACUGUAUCAAUAUUUUUGUGUCA